This is a messenger RNA of Caenorhabditis auriculariae, 2080 nucleotides long. The record is from the annotation of a GenBank genome assembly. Lineage: Eukaryota; Metazoa; Nematoda; Chromadorea; Rhabditida; Rhabditidae.
AUGAUACGUACAAGGUCCAUUUGUGUGGUGCCGGAGAAUGGUCAAACAUCUUUGGCGAUGGUAAAAGAGAAUGGCGAGCCCAAAAAAGACGUUGUGAGUGAGGAUUUUUGACCACGAACAGCUGGCAAAUGGUAUAUUUCUGCUGAUUUUUAAUAGAUUCCUAUUACGAAAGUUCUAGGGAAGUUUAGUUUGUCCCUGAAGUCUCCAUUUCAUACAAAAAAAUACGUUCUUUGAGGCUUUGAAGCUUUGAAACUUGGAAAUAAGAGUUAUUGCGAGAAACCUUCUUCUCUUUUUGAAAUAAGGAGAUCCUAAAGUAUUUUUCAGCGUUUCAUCAAAAGUUCAAUCGGAAGCUGAAAAAAAGUCCCCUCCUGAGUAUAAAUUGAUCCAAUUUGUUUUUCAAAGUUUAUUUAUAUCCAUUUUCUUUCUGUUUUCAGAUGAACGACCAAGUGAAAGACAAUCGUUGCGUCGGUUUCUUCCACGUUCGUUCGCUCGCGAUUUUUAUCGCUGUCGUCGAGAUCGCCGUCGUCGUUUACAAUGUUCGUCUAGACAACGAAAUAAUGGGGUUUUUGAACAAACUGGUGGCUCUUUCCAUGUUGAAGGCCAUCAUAAUGAACUUCAGUCAUGAAUUUCGAGAUGAAUGUAUAAAAGGACGUUUUCUUUGUUUCUGUUGCACAUGUCAAGAUUUAUGAUUUAUUUUUCAAGUCGAGUUUCUCAAGCUUCUCUGAAGUGCUUUUUAGAAUGCGUUUUGAAAGAAGAAAAAACCACUCACGGAGUUUUUAGAUUGAAAUUUUUCAGAGAAAAUGAAAAAUCUUUAGUUCUCUGCUUUUCAAGCUCUCAAUUGAGCUUCAAGGCGCCAUACAGACAGAAAAAAAACCCUUGAAAGUAUUCAAAAUUAUAACAUGCAUAAAUGUUAAAUUUUAUUUUACAAAAUUUUACUUUUUCAGUUGCAGGCGUCGCUCUCCAAGUGGACGACGUCGAGUGAAGCGGCGGUGCUGGGAUUGGCGACGGUCAUGCUCCUCGUGGUGAUCGCCCUCCUUUUGGCGGCCAUUUUCUGCCGCGUCGCUAUGCUUCUCAUUCCCCACAUCGUGAUGCAGGUAACAAUUCUGCUUUCCGUCCGAAAAAUCCAAUUCAUAUCCAACAGAUCGCCGUCGUCUUGAGCUUAUUCUUCCUGUCUUCAUUCUCCCUCUACACUUUAUUUUUUGGCACCACUCUCCGAAUACGAUUGACCGUUGCGCCUCCACAAUAUUCCUCCAGAGACGAGGUAUUCCAAAAACAUAAUACUUCAACGAAUAAUUCUUUUUCUCAGGAAACUUUGACGGCGCCUUUAAUAAAUUCGCAAAUGAUUUCGAGUUUCCUGUGCGGAUUAUUAGUCCUUUUUUUCCUUAUCUACCUCAUAAUCGCUCUUAUUAACGUGAGUGGCAAUUUGUUUCUGUUAUUUUCCGUCUCCAAACAAAGAAAAAAGAAUGAGAAAAGACGGAAAAAUGGAGCCAACAGAGAAUUCAGCGCAAUUUUUGCACAUGUGCGCUCCAUUAACAACGCCCGGGGGAAUGAAAGUUCGAACGCUUCAGUGAAGAAACUUUUUAUUCUCUUUGGGACGAAAACCAUUGUAACAAAAAAAUCUUAAAUUAUUCAAAAAAACUUUGCUGAUUUUUUUCAUAGAUCUUCAUUUCAAAGUUUUGUUAGAUCUUCAUGUGAAUGUGUAAAUGUGAUCGGAUACCCAAUCUCUAGAGUUAUUAUUAUUAUUAAAAACUCAAAGCUUGUGUGCUGAAAAGGAAAUUAAAAAUAAUUGAGAUAUUUAUUUUUAAACUCAGUUACGCUGCCGCAUUCACUGUCACCGUUCAUGCACAUAGUCAUAUUUAGAUUUUAAAGGCCAUUAUUUUCAAUUUACCCGGAAACAUGUUAUAUUUCCUUCUUUCAGAUUUGGUGUCUACGAGUUGUUAUUGACUGUUACCGGUACAUCUCCAACGAAAAACUGAAGGAAAGAGAACGGGAGUCGAGAGAAGCUGACGUUUACUUCGCGCCCCACACAUUCCAGAUGUCCUUGUUUCCUAAUAGGACCGUUCAGGCUACCGAUUUUUGA